CGCUUUUGUACUUCCUAACCUAAUUCCAAGUGCGUACAUGGAUAGUAGUCUGAUUAAUAAAACAAAUCAAAAAUAUUCCUGUAAACUAGUGUUUGCAUUAUAGGACGACAUGCCAAAACAUAGAAAAAGCCAAGUAUGGGAGUUUUUCACCCGAUGUAAUAAUCAAAACUGUAAGUGUAAUUUAUGCGGAAGAAUUUACAAAACUGGUGGUGGGACCACAAACCUAAAUAAUCACCUUAUUCGAAAACACCCAAAAGUCAAUGCUAUUAAUUUCAAAAAACAUGUCGCAGAUGAAGCCAGAGUGAACAAGAAACCAAGGAUCGACUUUGAUUUGACAAACUCAACGCCUUCAACGUCUCAUAGCAAUGCAGAAGGAGGAGAUGCAGCGAAGGAGAUUGAAAAUGAAGCCCUAGACUCUCAGCAUGAGGACAGUGAUGACAGUUUUGAAGAGAAUUUAAUAGAAGUUCAUAGUAUCGGGAGUGCCAGUACCAUUACUGCAAGCAGUACAAGCAACAUAAACUAUAAUGGUAGUAACAGCUCGCAUCUCUCUCAACCUAGUAUUCACCAGAUUUUUAAUGCACAAAGAUGUUAUGAAUCUGGAGGGUCAAAAGAAGCAAUGUUAACCCAAGCUUUAAUCUUCAUGAUAUGCAAAGACAAUUAUCCAUUGCAAUGUACUGAAAAAGAAGGUCUCAAAAGGCUUUUAAAAGUAGCAGUGCCGUUAUAUCAUGUUCCAAGUAGGAGUACAAUUACAAAAUAUGUUGAACAGAAGUACAACAGCCUGCAAAUAUUUGUUAGCAAAAAAUUGCAACAAGCUCACCAUCUUGCCUUAACAACAGACAUUGCAACAGUGAUCAAUGCGACAAGAAGUUUUAUAGUUUUAACUGCCCAUUUUAUCAGUAAGAUGAAUUAUUUUGUUUCUUUUUUCAUUUAAAGAUUUUAAUUGAUAGAUGA
Molecule: messenger RNA, 951 nt
Organism: Zophobas morio
Lineage: Eukaryota; Metazoa; Arthropoda; Insecta; Coleoptera; Tenebrionidae
Exons: 5
Coding region: 110-931 (273 amino acids)
Biological process (GO): regulation of transcription by RNA polymerase II
Cellular component (GO): nucleus
Molecular function (GO): DNA binding
Source: RefSeq, a predicted model, not a curated record